This is a messenger RNA of Glycine soja, 2735 nucleotides long. Its product is annotated as phosphatidylinositol/phosphatidylcholine transfer protein SFH3-like. The transcript has 12 exons. Bases 651 to 2378 code for a protein of 575 amino acids. The record is from RefSeq and is a predicted model, not a curated record. NCBI's taxonomy places the organism in Eukaryota, Viridiplantae, Streptophyta, Magnoliopsida, Fabales, Fabaceae.
UUGCAUUUCGGCAAAUCCAACUCUCAUAGCAUCUGAAGCUUACAAAGAAUCACCUAAUCGAAGACCUCUUCGACGGAAAAUGACGAUAAAUAAACAUAAAACAAAGAAAAAAUAUCAAACUCUAAAAUUGUCUACUAGUUCUACCAACCUGGCUUACCGUUUUAGCCUUUGUAUAUCCCAUUACGCGCCCCCACUUUGAGCGAUUUAUUUGGAUAAUAUAUUUGCACUUUUCUCUUGUUUUUUGCAACCCCUGCAUUCUUGUGUAAGUCAAGGUAUCAUCUAAGAUAGUUCUUUCAUCUUCUCCUCCUUCAUUAACUAUGAAUAUAUGAUGAUGUUCAUUCAUGCAUAAACUCAGCGUACCAUCUUAUAGCGUGUUUGUUUGUUUUAGCCCGUUCUCACUUUUAUUGGCAUUUCUAGUUGCAUGCAUGAGCAGCAUUUGAUCAUUUAGAUUUAAGAUUUCUUUCUUUUGCUAGUUUUCUUUUUGGCCAUGCAUGCUAAUGGUUGAUUAUUUUUGGAGCUUCUUGAGACGUUUUUCAGGGUUAAGGUGCAGGUGUACGUGAAGGCUCCAUUGUGGGCAAUUGAUGUAUUCUAGUACUUGAUUUUCUUCUGCCUUAGGGCUGCUUUUGCUCUUUUAAGUAAGUUUAUUAAUCAUGACUGACAUCAUGUCCGCACCUGUUGACCUACCCAUGAAACUUGGUCAUGAAAUUGAAUAUUCCGAGGAUGAAAGGAAGAAAAAGCUUGGAUCGUUCAAGAAGGUGGCAAUCAGCGCCUCAUCUAAGUUCAAGCAUUCCUUUGCCAAAAGGGGGAGGAGGCACAGCAGGGUUAUGUCUGUUUCUAUUGAGGAUGAUCUUGAUGCAGAAGAGUUGCAAGCAGUUGAUGCUUUUCGCCAAGCACUCAUCUUGGAAGAGCUAUUGCCCGCAAAACAUGAUGAUCAUCAUAUGAUGCUAAGAUUCUUGAGAGCAAGGAAGUUUGACAUUGAGAAAACAAAACAAAUGUGGGCAGAUAUGCUUAAGUGGAGGCAAGAAUUUGGUGCUGACACUAUCAUGGAGGAUUUUGAAUUCAAUGAACUAGAGGAAGUUCUAAAAUACUACCCACAAGGGCAUCAUGGGAUUGACAAGGAUGGCCGGCCUGUUUACAUUGAAAAGUUGGGUCAGGUGGACUCUAUUAAGCUGAUGCAAGUAACAACAAUGGAACGCUAUCUCAAGUACCAUGUAAGAGAGUUUGAGAGGACCUUCGCUGUUAAGUUGCCUGCGUGUUCCAUCUCAGCAAAGAAGCACAUUGACCAAAGUACAACUCUUUUGGAUGUGCAAGGAGUGGGUCUUAAAAGUUUGAACAAAGCUGCAAGGGAUCUCCUCCAGAGGCUUCAGAAAAUUGACGGUGACAACUACCCUGAGUCACUGAACCGUAUGUUCAUCAUCAAUGCUGGUUCUGGAUUUAGGCUCUUGUGGAACUCCAUUAAGUCAUUCCUAGAUCCCAAGACCACCUCAAAAAUCCAUGUCCUAGGUAAUAAAUACCAGAGGAAGUUGCUUGAAAUCAUUGAUGCCAGUGAACUUCCAGAGUUCUUGGGUGGUACUUGUACUUGUGCAGAUAAAGGUGGUUGUAUGCUUUCUGACAAGGGUCCAUGGAAUGACCCAGAUAUCUUGAAGAUGGUUCACAAUGGCGAGGGCAAAUGCAAGAGAAAAACCUUAUCUGGGAUUGAGGAGAAAACAAUCAUAGAAGAUGGUACAGCACAUCAAAAUGUAGGAAACAAAGAAUCAUUUCCAGAGACAUACGAUGUUGAUGAACAAUGUUUAUCUCCAAAAAAGCAAUGUGCUGUGUAUAAAUAUGACGCAUUUGUCCCUGUGCUGGGCAAGCCAGUCGAUUCAUCUUGGAAUAAAUUAACACAGAAAGAUAAAGAUGCUCUUUCUAAAGAUUGUUUUCCUAGCAAGACUUGUGAUGGGUAUAGCAAUCACUUUGUUGGAGGAAUCAUGGCCAUUGUUAUGGGAAUUGUAACAGUGAUCCGCUUGACAAGGAACAUGCCAAGGAAAAUCACUGAAGCAAUAGUGUAUGGCAGCAGCUCAGGGUAUUAUGAUGGCACUAUGAUGAAAGCACCCACCAUUUCAUGCAAUGAUUACAUGGCAGUGAUGAAGCGCAUGGCUGAACUUGAAGAGAAAGUCACUGUCCUCAGCAUGAGACCUGUCAUUCCACACGAAAAAGAGGAAGUGCUGAAUAAUGCUCUGUGCAGAGUCACCACUCUCGAACAAGACUUGGUUGCAACCAAAAAGGCACUUGAUGAUGCACUUGCUCGACAAGUAGAACUCCAAGCUCAAAUUGACAAGAAGAAGAACAGCAACAAGAAGUUGGUAUGUCAUACCAUUACCAGCCAUACAUUUCUAUAAAUUUCUUCUAUCUAUAGACUUCUUCUACUCACUUUUUUGGUUUGUGAUUACAGUUCCGCUUCCGCUGUUUCGCUACGUGAUUUCAAAUGUUUUACUGCAUCAGGAAGAGUUGUAAAACUGGAGGUUUUCUACUUCGACUGCCUAUUCAGUGUUUGAUUAAAAACUUCUGUCCAAUAUAAAGUUUGCCAUCCCUUGAAAAUAUCGUGCAUAUGCUGGAUAAAAUUAAGGCAUGGUUUUGUUUUAAAAAAAAUCAUUUUAACAUGAGAAUUACUGGUUUUUGAAGAUGUUUUGUGUAAACAAUUUUUCUGGAAGUAUCGUGUGCAUUCACAUAAUCAUGACAUAUAUUUUUCCCUUUCA